Trichoderma breve is the source of this 264-nucleotide messenger RNA. RefSeq lists its product as uncharacterized. Bases 1 to 264 code for a protein of 87 amino acids. NCBI's taxonomy places the organism in Eukaryota, Fungi, Ascomycota, Sordariomycetes, Hypocreales, Hypocreaceae. The record is from RefSeq and is a predicted model, not a curated record. The transcript has 2 exons.
AUGUCUUCCCGCGACGCCGUGUACAACGGCUUCAGAGAUGAUUCCACCCGCGGCGCUCAGACUGCUACCUUCCACAACAUCCCCAGCAAUCCAACUUACAAUAUGGACCGCUUUGUUGACGGCAACGAUCGAUCCGUGCUCACCCCUCCAAGCUCUAAUCCAACAGAGGCUAAAGCUAUAGCACAAUCGGAAGCCCGCGCAUCUGCCGCGAUUGAUGCAUUUGACCAGCAGUUCAGCUCGGCCAGCAGGCCACCGCACCAGUAA